AUGGCUUCAAAGAUUCUGCAAACGGCAGCUCGUGUGAACAAGCUAUCGAUUGUCUCCAACCUCCAGAGAUCCGCCCACUUUUCUUCCUCAAGGCAGCUUCUGAAUGCUACCGAGGCUGCUCUUCCAUCCCAAGGCCUGGGCGCCUUUCGAGGAGGUCUCUUUGGGUUCCUUGCCGGCUCGACCCUUGCUGGCGCAUCUGUUUACUACUACAUCCUGAAAGAAUUCCGCCUGUCGAACGAGACGCUGAAAGGAGAUAUCUACGUACGUUACUGCAUCUGA
Molecule: messenger RNA, 279 nt
Organism: Microsporum canis CBS 113480
Lineage: Eukaryota; Fungi; Ascomycota; Eurotiomycetes; Onygenales; Arthrodermataceae
Exons: 2
Coding region: 1-279 (92 amino acids)
Source: RefSeq, a predicted model, not a curated record